Danio rerio (zebrafish) is the source of this 4009-nucleotide messenger RNA. The record is from RefSeq and is a predicted model, not a curated record. NCBI's taxonomy places the organism in Eukaryota, Metazoa, Chordata, Actinopteri, Cypriniformes, Danionidae.
UGUGUUUAAAGACUUCUCUAAACGCAAUAGUUCAACCAAGUAGCUGCCCUAAUAAGCCGAAUUCUGUAAUGAGAUCUGCUUGAAUAAAUGCAUUUGUCUUGAAGGAUGUUUUAGGCAUCGGGAAAAGAGACAGCGCCGAGAGCAGGAGCAUCUCACAGGACAGUACCGGCUAUAGGUUGAUUCAGUCGAACCUGCGGACUCUCAGGUGAUUGGCUGGAGGUGGAUGACAUCAUUGAAAGUCCGCUGCCUCAGCCGCGCGCUAAACUCCUGGAAAGAGAUCAGAGACGCUCGCGCGGAUGGGAGCCACAUCUGGCGGAUUGUAAACCGACUCGUUCUAGACAAAAGCAGUCGCUCGAGGUGCGCUUAGGUAAGCAGCAGUCGCGAUGGUCAGAGUCUCAAUCAGCGUCUCACCGCUGGCCAGAGCCGCGCGCGUCAAGAGCGCAUGAUGUGAAAACAAAGUGUUCCGGCGCAACAUGAGGACAGCCCUUCUAAUAAUCGCGAGGAAAAACUUGACGGAGUGAAAGAGGAAGGCUGGAUUCCUUUUUCUUUUUUCUUCUGGCUGGUUGAGCAUUUUUAAAACCAUGCAACAUGAAUGUAACUAACAGCACUGGAGCAGAGGGACUCGCGCCCUGGAACUUCAACGGCUCUUUGAGCAACGUGUCCAGUGAUGCCAACUUCAGCUGUGACAGUGGCAGCGCCAAUGGCUCAUGUGCAGCGGUUGAGGGCGACGGCGAGAGCCCGUACAAGACGGUGGAGAUGGUCUUCAUCGCACUGGUCACUGGAUCUCUCAGUUUCGUCACCGUCGUGGGCAACAUCCUCGUCAUGCUCUCAAUCAAGGUUAAUCGACACCUGCAGACGGUCAACAACUACUUCCUUUUCAGCCUGGCCUGUGCAGAUCUGAUCAUCGGUGUGUUCUCCAUGAACCUUUACACCGUCUACAUCAUUAAGGGUUACUGGCCGCUUGGCCCAGUGGUGUGUGACCUGUGGCUCGCGCUGGAUUACGUGGUCAGCAACGCUUCAGUCAUGAACCUGCUAAUCAUCAGCUUCGACCGAUACUUCUGUGUGACCAAACCCUUGAGCUACCCCACACGCAGAACCACCAAGAUGGCCGGCCUCAUGAUUGCCUCUGCCUGGAUCCUGUCCUUCAUCCUGUGGGCUCCCGCUAUCCUGUUCUGGCAGUUUAUCGUCGGAGCCCGAACCGUAGCACCUGGGGAAUGUUACAUCCAGUUCCUUUCCAACCCCGCGGUCACAUUUGGCACAGCCAUCGCUGCGUUCUACCUUCCGGUGGUCAUCAUGACAGUCCUUUAUGUGCACAUCUCUCUGGCAAGCCGCAGUCGUGUGUCCAAACAGAAGCCUGAAGCCAAGAAAGAGAAGAAAGCCCAGAAAUCUAGCGGCCUGCUCAAGAGUCACAUCCUAAAGCAGAACAACAAUAACCAGUCUCCUCCUAAGCCCAGCCUGGACACCUGCUCUACAGUGGACACCAUGAAAAACGGUAAACUGGAAGAGUCUGUGGUGUCCGCUAAAGCAGACUCUUGCGUGCAGGCGGAGGAAAAGGAAAGCUCCAAUGAUUCCAGCACAGCCAGCAUAGCGCCAAAGGAGCCCAAAGAGCGAGCGAACAGUGAGGUCACUUCAGACGCAGGUCUGACCCCUGCGCCAGCAGCUGCACCUAAACUCAACCCUCAAUCCAAAUGGUCCAAGAUCAAGAUAGUCACCAAACAGGCAGGAGAUGAGUGCAUCACAGCAAUUGAGAUCGUCCCACCGAACAGCACCGGCGAGAGCCGCUCCAUCCCUGUGAGCCGUCCCCGCACUGUGGCGCGCAAGUUUGCCAGCAUUGCACGCAGUCAGGUGAAGAGGAAACGGCAAAUGGCGGCACGAGAAAAGAAAGUGACAAAGACAAUCUUUGCCAUCCUGCUGGCCUUUAUCAUCACAUGGACGCCGUACAAUGUAAUGGUUUUAAUUAGCACGUUCUGCCAGUCGUGUGUUCCAGACACAGUCUGGGCCAUUGGCUACUGGCUCUGCUACGUCAACAGCACCAUCAACCCCGCUUGCUAUGCACUAUGUAACGCCACUUUCAAAAAGACCUUCAAAAACCUGCUCAUGUGCCAGUAUAAGAACAUCGGCACCAGAUGAACUGAAGAAAGAAGCAGCCUGCGGAGACGAAGGGUAUGAUGUAGAGGGCUGUCCGGGCUCUUCUGGCCCCAAUACCUUUUUGAAGCCUUGGAAGGUAUUGCACAGUUCUUUGUGAGGCUUCAUAGUGCUCAAUCAGUGAGUCAUAAUCAAUGUUUCAUGUAUUAAGGGAUCACUGUUUGCAAGAAGAUGAUGGAGCUCUCACAAGAGACUGAAACACAGACCAAGUCUUAAAGCAAAUGACUUUUCCAGUAAUCUGAUCAUUGCUGGAGCUCUGCACUACAGAAAUGUGAAGAUCAACUGCAUAGAGAGAUUCCCAGCAAACAUAAACCAAAAGAAACUUGGUGAACGAAGGGAUUUUUUCAUUCAUUUAUAUUCCCAGUACAGCACAAAUGGUAUCUAUCAAGUUUCUUUUGGUUAGUAUUACCACUGUUUCUGACCCAGAUUCUCUGCAAACAUCAUACAGAGGUGAGGAGGACGAUGGGAGAACAUAUUCAAAUAUCUUAUGGAAAAGCCUCCCGAUUGACGUCCCAGAGUGAGUUCAGAUUUGCUGUACCUGCACCUUCCACUUUUCAGAAGACAGAGACUGAAGCUGCUCACUGACCACAACAGCUGUGUUGUCCAUUACAUUCACAGAGGCGAAUUCAGGGCAUGUGGUUCAGACUGGGAGAAGCUAGACAUCAUGAUCCUCUUGAGGUUCUGGAAUAGGUCAGAAUUCAAAAGAAUCUUCUCAAUGGAUUGGGAAAGGCAUUAUAGACUUUAUAUGGGAUGAGGCACUCAAUACUGAGCUGAGAAAUGUCACUGUAAGGGUUUGAUCUUACAGAGGUGUGUACUGUAAAUAUGUUAAGAUAUGAUGAAUAUAUGCUCUUGAAAGUAUUAUUUCUUCCCUGCAUUUAAUGUCUGGAUGUUUGUGUUCCUCUUGUAUAUAGUUGGUGAUCUUCAUGUGAUUUUAUAGAUUAAAUAUUAAAUGUAUCGUUGUCUGUAUGCAAACUGCUAAAAAUCAUUUAUAAUUUGUGAUAUACUUGGAAAAAAAUAGGAAAUGACUAGUGCAUUUAUUUAACCUGUUUAUAAGAUUUAAAGCAUUUAAAAUGAGGCACAAAGGACGGUGUAAAAAAUUUGAGAAAUGGAAAAUUGGUUUUAUUUCCCCCUUGUACAUGUUUGUUUAACAGAUCCUCACUUCAUUAUAUUGUUUUCUCAUGGUGCAAUACAGUUUUGCCUAGUUUUUGUAUUAAAAUACAAAGUUUGUAAUUGAUGGAAACGCAGCAAAGAAAGAUCUCCCACAGUUCUGUGUUUAAGAGCAUGUGGCUGGAAUUAGAACAGAGGGAGAAAUGUGUUGAUGUUUUAGGGCUCAUGUUGUUACAUUAUUAACAAGCUGCCAGUUUCAGCAAUUACAGAUUUUAAAGCAUUAAACCAAAGAGGUCAUGGCGCUCUGGUCUGUUAUUAUAGGCCUGGUCUGAAAGAGAGAUUAUUCAUUCAUUAGCAUCAUUUUAAGAUGCAGAGACUUGCCUCUCUUAACGUCUUUGGUUUGGUUUCAUGUUUCUACCUCAUAAUCAAAUUUCCAUUCAUAGGGUCUGUAUCUCCAAACCAGCCCUCAAUCUCUUUUUAAUGGGCGGUAAAGGCAGACUUGGUGAUUAGUAUGCCAUUGCAAAAGCAUUAAAAACCAGAUUUCCAUUUUUCUGAAUGUUAAACUUGCCAAUUGCUUUGGUCUAAUGAAACAUGCGGUAGUCUUUUCACUACAAAUCCUAGUCAUUGAUGCUUUUGUAAAAGUCUCCUUGACUGUGAUGCAAACUCGGAAGACUUCACACUGGAAUACAAUUAUAAUCUCCUUUUGUAACAAAGAAAUUUAGUCAUGAAAUCUGAAUAAAUAUUGUUCCUCUGCAAA